Molecule: messenger RNA, 1833 nt
Organism: Paramecium tetraurelia
Lineage: Eukaryota; Ciliophora; Oligohymenophorea; Peniculida; Parameciidae
Exons: 1
Source: RefSeq, a predicted model, not a curated record
AUGAAUCAAGUGAAUGAAGGAGAUGUAAUUCAGAUUCCAGAAUACCUAAAAUAACAAUAUGGAGAGUGGGGAAAUUAUUUUUCAAUGCAGUUCAUUGGUUCUAAUUUAUCAAUAACUUUGUUAAUGUCCAUACUUGAUUGUCUUCUGGCUAAUAACCAUUUUGAGAAGCUGAGAACAUUAGUUAAUCCAAAUAAACCAUAUACUCGUUAUGCUUAGGAGAUUGCUCAAAAAAUAUAAAGUUGUAUUUUAAAAGAUAGAAAUUUAUCCAAAUUCUAUCAUUCAGCAUCAAUAAAUGAUCCUAAUUUUACAAGAGCUAAAUCCUUACUAUUUGAGUUUUGCAAUUACCCCCAGCAAAUGAUAGUAAAUGAUCUCAUAUAAAAACUCUACGCUUUGAGCAAGGUCUUCCAACUAUCAUUUUGUAUUUUUGGAGAUUAUUUUCUGAAAAUGGGUACAUAAAAAACCAAGAUAUUUAUUUACUUGAAAGAUAACCAAUAUUAUUACAUUAGAUAGUUUGAUGAGAACUAACAAUCAAAUGUGGGUGAAAUGGAUCCCUCAUAAUCUAAUUAAUAAUAACAUUUAAACUAAAACAGUGAGCCCAAUAAUUUUGAUGUAGAUAAUGGAAUAAAUCUUAUUUUUAAAUUCAAAUUGAUUGAGGUUUAUCAUGAGAGUGAAAAUAGGAAUGAUACCAAAUUAGUAUAGGUUUAAUAGAAUCACUAAAAAGAGUUAACUGAAAAUUAAAUUGAACAAGAAAAUCAUUAGGAUAAUAAUUAAAAGAAUCAUUAAAAUAAUCUUUAAGAGAAUCAUUAGCAUAAUCAUUAAGAUAAUUUUACUUAAUCAGAUUAAACUUGUAUGAAUUGCAAUGAAGCAACAUAAACUCCACUUUUUGUUAAUAAGGCUUGCAAUCAUCAGUUUUGUUCAAAAUGCUUAAAUUUAAAAAUAACUAAUGUUGAAAUAAACUAUAAAUGUUUAAAUAGAGAUUGUUCUUCAUUAAUCGACCUAUAAUCUUAUUAUUCAUAUUGCUCUGGAGAUGCUUCUAUAAAUAAAAGAGUAGAAAUAAUCGAGCUUGAAUUUAAAUAAUGCAACAAUUGUGGUAAAAAUGAAUUAAAAAGAAAAUAAUUGAUAAGUGCUUAAAAAAAUAAUUUGUGCAGAGAAUGCUCUAGAAAAUCUACAACAACUUUAGAAUAACAACAAAUUCCAAAUUAGUAAGAAAUUGAUUUAGAAAAAAUAAAAGAGUAAAGUAUUCUCUUUGGAUGUUCUAAUUGCUAAGGAAAAAUCGAUAGAAGACAUUUAUAUUUUGAUGAAAAUUGUUUGCACCUUUUAUGCUUUUGUUGUUCAAAUAAUUUGAUAUUGAACAGAAAUAGUUAUUCUGCUAAACUUAGAUGUCCAGUUCUAAAUUGCACUUAAUUUUUAAAUCAACUUAAUUUUGAUUAUUAUUUUGAAAAGUAAUAAUAAAUACUACUUCAAUAAUAAGAGCAGUAGUAAGCAGAAUAGAAAUAAGAUAUUUUCAUUUAACCCUUAGAACAGGUAAGCGAAAAAUAGAAUAUAGAACUACAAAUGGAAGUAUAAAUGACUGAGGAAGAAGAGUUAAACUAUUAGACUAUUGGUUAAUGUACUUUUUGUUCUACAGAUUUUUCUAUUUAUAAUAAGCGCUAAAAAUUAGAUUGUAAAAAGCAUUAAAUUGGAGUUUGCUGUUCCUUAAUGAAUUUCAUUUGCCCCUAAUGUAAUGAGAUGCAAUUUUAAAAUUCAAAAAAUUUCAAUAAUAUGUCUGGCAUAUUUAAGCUUAGAAAGGACAGUAAGUAAACUUUUGACAGUUGUUAAUUUCAAUUCGACUGA